Messenger RNA from Bipolaris oryzae ATCC 44560, 1743 nucleotides. RefSeq lists its product as uncharacterized. NCBI's taxonomy places the organism in Eukaryota, Fungi, Ascomycota, Dothideomycetes, Pleosporales, Pleosporaceae. Gene Ontology annotation, biological process: protein histidyl modification to diphthamide. The record is from RefSeq and is a predicted model, not a curated record. The transcript has a single exon. Gene Ontology annotation, molecular function: 2-(3-amino-3-carboxypropyl)histidine synthase activity. The coding region runs from base 1 to 1743 and encodes 580 amino acids.
AUGGCCGUCCCAGCGCUCGAGGGUGCGCCUGUACUCUCGACGCCCGAUACACACAUCUUCGAAGACCCGACGCCGGUUGUAGAUCCCUCGAAUCUCCCUCGAUUAUCAGACGAGCAGGUUGCGCUCACGUACGAGAUUGAACGCACAGUCCGGGAAAUACGAGAGGGAAAAUGGAAGAGAAUCGCCCUGCAGUUUCCAGAUCAUAUGCUCAGCGAUGCACCGAGAGUGUAUGACCAAUUGGCUCGAGGACUUAAGAAGGAGCGAAAAGAGCAGAACAGUAGCGAACAAGAAAAGAACGGGCAAUCGCUGAACGGCACGACGGGGUCGACUGUUGAAGAAGAAUUGGCUACGGAUAUGAACAAGGCUAAGAUACAGGAUAAUGGGAACGUUGUCGAGGAAAAACUAUUCAUACUGGGAGAUACCUCAUACGGCGCGUGCUGCGUAGAUGAAGUGGCUGCAGAGCACGUCGACGCAGAUGUAGUCGUGCACUAUGGCCGCUCAUGCCUAUCACCGCCAUCAAGACUACCAGUCAUUUACGUUUUCACCGAGCGGUCGCUCGACAUCGACGCCACAAUCGCCACAAUCAAGGAAACCUACCCAGAAAAGGACAAGAAAAUAGUUCUCAUGGCAGACAUACCAUACUCCCACCACAUCCCAACUCUGCACCAACGCCUCCACUCAGACGGCUACAUAAACCACUACGCCACACAAAUCGUCCACAACCCCUCUUCCCCCCUCCCCAACCGCACCGUCCCCCAAGAAGUCCAAGAAAAAGGCGACGAAGCCCUCCGCGACUACGCCUUAUUCCACAUCUCCGACCCCCCUACAUCUCUCCUCCUCGCCCUCUCCUCCCGCGUCUCCUCAAUCCACAUCUACCCCACCACUUCAACUGCCACGUCCGCAUCCCUAGCCAGCACAUCGAAAACCCUAAACAGGCGCUACGCCCUCAUAACCUCCCUCGCUACAACCCCCAUCUUCGGCAUCCUAAUCAACACCCUCUCCGUAAAGAACUAUAUGCACAUCCUGUCGCACGUGCAACAGCAAAUCGCCGCCGCAGGCAAGAAAUCCUAUACUUUUGUCGUGGGCAAGGUCAACGCGGCCAAAGUGGCGAAUUUCAGUGAGGUAGGCGGAUGGGUGGUGAUUGGGUGCUGGGAGAGCAGUUUAAUCGAGAGUCGCGAUUUCUGGCGCCCGAUGAUUACGCCGUGGGAGCUUGGUGUUGCGCUCAAGGGCGAUGCGGAGAGGGUGUGGACGGGGGCUUGGGAGCCGGAUUUUCAAAAGGUGUUGGAUGAGGACCAGGAGAAAGGGGAGAAGGAGAUGACAAGUGGUGGAGGCGAUGGGGAAGAGAACGAAGGAAAGAAUGGUGCAGAGGACGAUUCAGAAGAGGAGUCCCAACCCCCAGAAUUCGAUCUUAGAACUGGGCAGUAUGUCUCGCAUGCGCGGCCGAUGCGAUCUGCUGCAGCGAGGAAUCCGGCCAAGGCUGUUGCGGAUGGGGAUGGUGCGGCUCCCGCUAGUUCUGCGCUGACGAAACGUGCGAAUGGCGAUAUUGUGGCCGUGGGUGGUGUGGCGUCGCCAGGUGCGGAGUAUUUGCGUUCAAAUCGUACAUGGCAGGGCUUGGGUAGUGAUUACCAGAAUGAAGAGGAUGGAGAAGAAGGCACGGGCGGUGCGAGGGCGGCGAAGAUGGAAGAAGGGAGGAGUGGGAUUGCGAGAGGGUACGUUGUUGGGGAUGAGGGAAGGAUACAUUGA